Messenger RNA from Coccomyxa subellipsoidea C-169, 2650 nucleotides. RefSeq lists its product as hypothetical. The coding region runs from base 170 to 1807 and encodes 545 amino acids. The record is from RefSeq and is a predicted model, not a curated record. NCBI's taxonomy places the organism in Eukaryota, Viridiplantae, Chlorophyta, Trebouxiophyceae, Coccomyxaceae. The transcript is spliced from 11 exons.
AAAAUUCUCGGAUUAAAAAAGCUUGAUAGCAUAUUGCACUUAAUGCCAAUGAUGUCAACUGUGAUGUUAAUGUCAAUGAUGUCAAGACUGAUCACACAAGUCUUGUUGCAUUGGUGAAUAGUCAGCUGAGGCACAGACAACAGUAGGCAUUUUACCAGACUCCAGGGGCAUGGAGGAUGUGGUCGUGGAAGUGUACCAAGGCGAGGCUGAAGUUGCCAGCAAGGCUAUAUCGAGCCCUAUCACUGCUGCUGAAGCAAAAGACGCUCUCCGUGACAUCAAUGCAGCUUGGGUGGGCAUGUUGACAGAACCCGACGGCAGCACUGUCUUGGCAGGGCGGCGCAAUUUGACUCCUGGCGCCAUCUACCAUCUGCACCUGCAGGAGCAGCCAGGUCGCCAGAAGCUGCAGGGGGAGCCUGUUGAGCUUCCUCCAGAUGACCCACGGAAACUGUUUUGGAGGAACCUGGCCGAUGCAAAGAUCGAGGACAACCCUGGCGGAUUUCAAGUUUUGAGACUGCAAUGUGGCUUCCUGGACCCUGGAAACAAGAUAAGUAGCAUCCUGCUGCGGCCGUGCUACAAGGACCUGUGGAAUUUGGUGAGCAAGGGCUCAGGCAAAGAUAUCAUCACAGGCACUCCUGGCGUUGGAAAAUCCAUCUGGCAGUACUACGCAAUGUACAAACUGGCCAAAUUGGGCGCCACUGUCGUAGUGGACUUCAAAGGGAUGACAGACUGCCUAUGCUUCAGCAAGGACUCUGUGCGUGAGGGGCCCUUGACGGCGUUUAAAAAGGAGCUGUUGCAAGAAGACACCUGGUACCUGGUGGACACCAGGGAACCGGAGAAGGCUGCAGCGAAGACAAUCCUCACCUCAAGCCCCAAGAGAGAGAUCUAUAAAGACUUUGCCAAGGCGGGAGCAUCAACCCUUUACAUGCCUGUCUGGAGCUGGUUGGAGCUAGACGCGGGUCGCCACCUACAUGGGCUGAGGAAAGACGAGAUCUUGCCCCUGUAUGAGAAGUGGGGCGGGUCAGCGCGGUACGUGCUGGACCUGGCCAGGAACCCCUCCCGACAGAGGGACCUGGCGUCGGCCAUUGCUAAGGCGGACCUGGAUGUUAUCUUCAAGGCGGUGGGCGAAAUUGACUCUGCAGAUGAGGUGUCACACCGCGUCCUUCACAUCAAUGUAGCGCCCAAUUACCUGGACACGGACAUGAUGUUUGCGUCUGAGUUCAUUGGGCGCAAGGUUGGGGAGAAGUUCUGCAAGGGCACCACCCUGCCGCUGCAGAGGUUCAUCGCAAUCACUGCAGGCUGGAAGGAGUUCAACGAUGUGUGUGCCAAGUUGUUUGAGCCGCUGGCUCACCGCAUUUUAAGGGGGGGUGGCGUCUUUGAUGUGUGGGACUUGGAAAUGGGGACACAAACAACCCUGAAACUGCCUCCCUGUACCAGCUUUUACACUUUCCACGACCUGAAGGAUGUGGCGGACCAGGAGGCGGGGACAUAUUGCAUCCCGUCCAGGUCAGACCAGGCAGCCAUCGACAGCAUCCAGCAGCCGCAGUAUCUCUUUCGGAUGACGUUGGCUGAUGAACACAGCAUCAAUGCAACUGGGCUCAGCCAUGCACUUGAACAGCUGAGGAAGGACCCCAAAACAGAUGCUGAGCUGUUCUUUGCUGUCCCCCCAGACCAAUAUCCCAGGUGGCGAAAAAAGCAGGAGUAUACCGGGCGGACUGAUUUGAAGGUGCUGAGGGCCGUUAAGCAGCGUGUCAUCAAAGUGCCGCUAAAAAUGAUGGUGCACAGCUUGCAAAACUUCAGGGCGGUGUAAAAAUUGCAAAAGGCUUGAUGCAGUGAGAGAAAGGAGCUGCACUUUGUAGAAUGUUUGUUUCUUGAAUCACUUGUGCAGAGCUUUCAACCUGCGGAGAUCUGGUCCCUGCGUGUCAGUGCUCAUGGCAACGAUUACAUGGAUACUCUUCAGCAAGUUUGCAUUAUCACCACUGUUGGUGAGAUUAAAAGACACAGAAUGUUGACCUUUACGGCUCAAAAGUGCAAAAUGCACUGCACAUGCUGGUUGCCAUGUCAAAAAGAAAUGAUUGCCUGUUGACAACAGCAAAGUCAAACAUAUUUCAAGGAAGACUCACAACCAAAGAACCAUAUGAAAUCGCAAGUGGUCUGACAUUCCCACCGACUCCAGCCUUACUCUACUUCAAGAAUCGUUUGUUUUGCCUUUGUUAUUCGAUAUGUGCACAGCAACUCCAGUCUAGCAUAAUCCUGCUGGACAUCAGUGUCCAGCUUGUGCUAAAAUACAAUAAGAUACCUCAAAUGCCGCAGUCUUGGGUUAUUCAGGGCGUCGUACACCAUUGAUACAGGUCCAAAUUCAAGCACACUCUCUUUGACAGCAUAAACUGCACUGAAGGUUCCCACACUUUUCAGCAGCAUGUGCAACAGUGGCAAAAAUAAAACGAUACUCCAUGUCACUCUCACCCAGGCAGCUCUGGUGUUCCCUCGAUCACACAAAACUGCGCUCACAACCUCCCUUCUCAUUCUCCCAACCCUCACAACAGCCUCGCAAAUUCUUUUCCACCACCCUCUUACCUGACACCGUAUUUUAUCUGGUCAUGCUUGAGACCACUGAAGUUGUCAGGUCCUCUACAGGGCACCCUCAUGCUUG